UGGGUCUCGGGCCCUGAACAACGAGAUGUUGUUUCUCCGGGCGGCCCUGCCUCCGGGGUCUUCCUCUCCACCUCCUCCCGCCCCCGGUCGGGGGCGUGGCGGACGCGCUCUGAACUCGCUCGGGACCCGCUCCGGACCUGCUGGGCUGGUUCCUGGGGCUGGACAGAAAUGCUGCCCCUCAGGCGCCCUGCGGGCGUGGACUCCUGGCCCUGUAGUGGGAGAAAAGCGGCCAGUCGGGGCGUGUGGAGGACCGCGGCAGGUGACGAGGCGCCGGGCCCCUUCCGGAGCUGUCGGGGGUCGCCACGCCCUUUUCAGGGCAGACUACUGGAAAUCACAACCAAAGAAAUUCUGUGAUUACUGCAAGUGCUGGAUAGCCGACAAUAGGCCUAGUGUUGAAUUUCAUGAAAGAGGAAAAAAUCAUAAGGAAAAUGUGGCAAAAAGGAUCAGUGAGAUUAAACAGAAAAGCCUGGAUAAAGCAAAAGAAGAAGAAAAGGCAUCAAAGGAGUUUGCUGCAAUGGAAGCAGCUGCCCUUAAAGCAUACCAAGAGGAUUUGAAAAGGCUUGGCUUGAAGUCAGAAAUUUCAGAACCAAGCAUACCACCAGUAACCAGCACUGUCCCACCCACGCCUGCACCAAAACAACAAAAAGAAAAGAAAAAACGAAAAAAAGAAAAAGAUCCUUCAAAGGGCAGUUGGCUAGAAGGUGUAACCUCUGAGGGUCAUCAUUACUAUUACAAUCUUACCACAGGAGCAUCUCAGUGGGAGAAACCUGAAGGAUUUCAAGGAAACUUAAAGACAGGGAUGAAGACCGUUUGGGUAGAAGGUUUAAGCGAGGAUGGUUAUAAAUAUUAUUAUAAUACAGAAACAGGAGAAUCCAGAUGGGAGAAACCUGAUGAUUUCAUUCCACGCACUGGUGAUGUGCUUUCCAGUAAGGCUGGUAAAUUUCUUCCUACUGUAGAAGAGUCCAAAUCAUCAGAUUCACAUAGUGAUUCCGAUAGGGAAAAGGAAGCAGAAGAGGAAGUCUCUACAGAAACAAAAAGACCAAAAAUAAAGUUUAAGGUGAAAAGCAAAAAUAGUGAUGAAAGAACUGACUCAGAAACACAGAAAGAAAAAAGUAUUCCAAAAAAGAAUUCAUCAGGUCUAAAUAAAGAAAAAUCCAGAACUCUUAAAAAACCAAACCCAUAUGGAGCAUGGCAAGAAAUUAAAGAAGAAGUUGAGUCUCAUGAGGAUGUAGAUCUGGAACUUCCAAGUACUGAAAAUGAGUAUGUACCAACUUCAGAAGCUGAUGUUGGUGGGGAACCCAAAGUGGUAUUUAAAGAAAAAACAGUUACUUCUCUUGGAGUUGUGGCAGAUGGAGUGGCCUCAGUUUUCAAAAAGAGAAGAAUUGAAAAUGGAAAACCUAGAAAUUUAAGGCAACGAGGUGACGAUCAGUAAUUGUAAAAAAAAAAAAACUUUUUAUAAAUGCUUUUUGGACAGAAUGGAGACUUACACAUCUUAAAGCUCCUCUGUGUUUAUUUCUAAGUACUUUGAUGGUGAAAAUCUAGACUUAUUCUAAAUGUAUUUUAUGUGAAUUAAAAUAAAUCUUUUUUCAUGUGAAAUUUAUUUCAGCUCCUAAAAUGGAAGCCUACCACAUUGCAGUGUAAUACAGUGUAUUAUGUUCAUGUCUAAAAUUGCUGAUGAUGUCAUAAUUUAAGAUGCUAUGUAUCUGUUAUUUAAAAUUUAGAAAAAUAAGGCCUUUGUUCCAUCUUACUAAUACGAAUAUACUUAUCCUGCAUUGAAAAUGCAGUUACAGCGCCAGCCUGUGACCUAGUGGUUAGGGUGACUGAAUCCCACAUGGCCAACCAUGCAGUUUGAGUGCUAGACCCUUCUGCUUAAGAAACAUGCCAGGUACAUAUGUAUG
Molecule: messenger RNA, 1898 nt
Organism: Tupaia belangeri chinensis (Chinese tree shrew)
Lineage: Eukaryota; Metazoa; Chordata; Mammalia; Scandentia; Tupaiidae
Gene: WBP4
Product: WW domain binding protein 4
Exons: 10
Coding region: 26-1432 (468 amino acids)
Biological process (GO): mRNA splicing, via spliceosome
Cellular component (GO): nucleus; precatalytic spliceosome
Molecular function (GO): RNA binding; zinc ion binding; protein binding
Source: RefSeq, a predicted model, not a curated record